This is a messenger RNA of Coregonus clupeaformis (lake whitefish), 2053 nucleotides long. Its product is annotated as copper chaperone for superoxide dismutase-like. The coding region runs from base 76 to 906 and encodes 276 amino acids. Lineage: Eukaryota; Metazoa; Chordata; Actinopteri; Salmoniformes; Salmonidae. Gene Ontology annotation, molecular function: copper ion binding. The record is from RefSeq and is a predicted model, not a curated record. The transcript has 8 exons. Gene Ontology annotation, biological process: removal of superoxide radicals.
CUGUUCUCCCGGUUUGUGUCUGUUUGGGGAAAUGUAAGACAUUUUCUAGUAACUUCUGUUAUUAUUGGUCAAACAAUGGCGUGCGGCACAAAAAUGGAUACAGACAGAACUACGAAGCUGGAGUUUGCAGUGCAGAUGACAUGUGACAGUUGUGCAGAGAAAGUCCGAGCUGCACUGGAGGGAACACCAGGAGUGCAGUCUGUGAAGAUAGACGUGGGGAAGGAGGAGGUUCUGGUGGAGUCUUCUCUGACAUCCCAUGAGGUGCAGGGUCUCAUAGAGAGCACUGGGCGCAGGGCAGUACUAAAGGGCAUUGGAGGAACAGAACCGGACCUGGGUGCAGCGGUGGUCAUGAUGGGCGGUAGUGGUCCUGUCCAGGGGGUGGUACGAUUCCUCCAGCUGUCUGAGGAGCGCUGUCUGAUCGACGGGACCAUUGAUGGUCUGGAACCUGGCGCCCACGGACUCCACGUCCACACGCUGGGAGACCUCACACAGGACUGCCAGAGCUGUGGAGAACACUAUAACCCCUAUGGGAAACAACAUGGUGCCCCGCAGGACCCAGAAAGGCAUGUAGGUGAUCUAGGGAAUAUUGUGGCCGGACCAGACGGUCGAGCCUCAUUCAGACUAGAGGACCCUGAGCUGAAGGUGUGGGACGUGAUUGGUCGGUCUCUGGUGGUGGAUGCUGGAGAGGAUGACCUGGGAAGGGGGGCUCACCCCCUCUCCAAACUGACAGGGAACUCCGGCCAGAGGCUGGCCUGUGGGAUCAUCGCUCGCUCCGCUGGCCUGUUCCAGAACGCCAAGCAGAUUUGUGCGUGUGACGGGGUGACUCUGUGGGAGGAGAGGGACCGACCGCUGGCAGGGACGGGUCGCAGCAAGACCACUACAGAGACACCUGCUGCUCACCUGUGACCUGGGGUCUGUUCAGGAAGAUGUGAUGUUACAGAACGUUAAAAAAAUACAUGUAUUGUGUAGAACCGAUAUGAUUGUGUGUCAGAUGGAACAGGGAAUCCUGUCAGCACUAUUAAUUAUAUUUCUAUCUGCAACGUUCAAAACGUUUCGUAUCUCUGAAUACACCCAUGAACGGCCAACCUCACUGGCUGUCGCUGAUGAUGUCACACACUGACUGAAGUUGCACUGAGAGAGAGUGAGGAGGAGGAGAAACCGAAACCAAAGAAUUGUCUAUUCAGCUGUAAUAAUUAUUGAGUUGCCAUAUGGAAUUCUUUCAAGAUCGGAACCUGUUAUAACAGUUUGAAGAAAAACAACAGCACAGGAAUAUGAUAGAGGUGUCUAGACACUGAAUUAUCUCCCAUAUAGGCAAGAUCAGGGUUCCAAGCCCAAACAUCCCAUGUUGACUAUUCUGUUGUUGUCGACUAAGUUUAACAGUUUUGUACUAUCAAGCAGUCAAUGUUGUAAUUCUGUUUGAUUACAAUUUCAUACUUAUCUCAACUGCUUAACUGUCUAAAUAUCUGUCCCUUGAACUCUGGAUGUGCUCAUUGUGUCAUUGUGUGUUUUUAAACUGUGGGGGUUGAUUGGAUUGACUUGAGAUGGUGACUGUUUUAGUGGUUCCAUUACCCGUCGGUAGAAUGCCAAUCUACUAGGGUGAAUCUCAGGUCUUUCCUUGAUUCCUCGCAUCCUCUCAGGUCGCAUUGGAGGUGAAAAUCACCUCAGAUCUUCUCCAAUUAGUUUUGGGGAGUCGAGGAGAGAGGAUGCGAGGAAUCGAGGAAAUACUUUAGGGCGGCAGGUUGGGCCAGUAACCGAGGGUUGAUGGUUUGGGUCCCCGACCUCACUAGGUGAAGAGUCUGUUGAUGUGCCCUUGAGUGGGGCACUUGACCCGAGUUGCUCCUGUGCGUCGCUCUGGAUAAGAGCUUCUGCUAAAUGACUAAAAUGUAGCACUUUUCAUGACUUUAAUCAUGAUUAUAUCAAAAUCUUUGUAGCUAGUGUUGUAAGUGAUUGGUUUUUUCUCAAGUGUAGGAAAGUUAUUCAUCAACUUUUCUCAGUGAAAUGAAAUUUGCAAUAAAAGGCACCAGUUGCCCUUUGGACUAUGGUGAAACCUGUC